UCGUCUUCAUCUCCUCAUCACACUUUCUAGGGUUUUGUAUCUUCCCAUGGCGACGCAUUCCAUUUCUCGCUCCAUUCUCUGCCGUCCGGCGAAAUCUCUCUCCUUUCUCUUCACCCGAUCCUUCGCCUCCUCAUCUGCUCCCCUCGCCAAAUCUCCGGCGACUUCGCUUUACACGUCGUCUCUCCUCACCCGAUCCCGUCCCUUAGUCGCCGCCUUAUCCUCCGCCUUCCGCGGUGGACUUGUGUCCGUCAAAGGCCUUUCGUCCCAGGCUACGUCGUCUUCUCUGAACGAUCCGAGUCCCAACUGGUCCAACAGGCCUCCAAAGGAGACGAUUUUGCUCGAUGGAUGCGAUUUCGAGCAUUGGCUUGUGGUUGUGGAUCCGCCUGAGGGAGAUCCCACUAGAGAUGAGAUCAUCGACAGCUAUAUCAAAACCUUAGCUCAGAUCGUUGGCAGUGAAGAAGAAGCGAGGAUGAAGAUCUACUCUGUUUCGACUCGGUGCUACUUUGCUUUCGGAGCCCUUGUGUCUGAAGAUCUCUCUCACAAGCUGAAAGAGUUGCCAAAGGUGCGCUGGGUUCUUCCUGAUUCUUACCUGGAUGUGAGAAACAAAGACUACGGAGGGGAACCUUUCAUUGAUGGGAAGGCUGUUCCUUAUGACCCCAAGUACCACGAGGAAUGGAUAAGGAACAACGCUAGAGCCAAUGAAAGAAACAGGCGCAAUGACCGUCCUAAAAACUUUGAUAGAAGCAGAAACUUUGAGAGGAGAAGAGAGAACAUGGCAGGAGGCCCUCCUCCUCAACGUCCUCCCAUGGGUGGCCCUCCUCCACCUCACAUGGGUGGCUCUGCACCCCCUCCACCUCCCAUGGGGCAGAAUUAUGGACAAAGGCCUCCACCAAACUAUGGAGGACCACCACCGCCACAUAACAAUAUGGGAGGACAGAGGCCUCCAGCAAACUACGGAGGGGCACCACCACCACCACCGAACUAUGGAGGACCACCACCACCAAACUACGGAGGAACGCCACCACAAAACAACAUGGGAGGAGCACCACCACCAAACUACGGAGGAGCGCCUCCACCGAACUAUGGAGGACCACCACCGCAGAACAACAUGGGAGGAGGAGGUCCACCAAAUGCAGGAUGGUCAGGUAACAACAAUAACUACCAGCAGCAGCAGGGUGGUGGAAUGCAGCAGCCACAGUACCAAAACAACUAUCCACCUAACCGGGAUGGCAGUGGGAACCCGUACCAGGGUUAAAAGUAGCUGAAGCAGUCGUUUGGUUUCCUUAUAAUCAUGCAUUCUGGACGAUGUAUAGAUAAUCUGAGGAAGAGAGUGAGAGUGCAAUAGCAAGACUUAAAAACUCCUUUUUGUCUUCAGUGUUUUAUCAGUCUAGUAUUGUCGUCUCAAGAGACUAGCCUUGAGUAACUGUGGCUUGUUUUUUUUUUAGUUUAUAUCCUAAAACCAUCUUAAGAGUUCUGAAGUGGUUUCACUUUAA
Brassica napus (rape) is the source of this 1493-nucleotide messenger RNA. RefSeq names its product multiple organellar RNA editing factor 8, chloroplastic/mitochondrial-like. Gene Ontology annotation, cellular component: mitochondrion. The record is from RefSeq and is a predicted model, not a curated record. Gene Ontology annotation, biological process: cytidine to uridine editing; mitochondrial mRNA modification. Lineage: Eukaryota; Viridiplantae; Streptophyta; Magnoliopsida; Brassicales; Brassicaceae. Bases 47 to 1255 code for a protein of 402 amino acids. The transcript is spliced from 4 exons.